GCAAUGGCAAGAACUAAGCAAACAGCCCGCAAAUCUACCGGAGGCAAGGCUCCGAGGAAGCAGCUUGCGACCAAGGCGGCGCGUAAAAGUGCACCUGCGACCGGUGGCGUGAAGAAGCCUCAUCGUUACAGGCCUGGUACCGUAGCUCUGAGAGAGAUCCGUCGUUACCAGAAGUCCACUGAGCUGCUGAUCCGUAAGCUCCCCUUCCAGCGUCUCGUCAGAGAAAUCGCUCAGGACUUCAAGACUGAUCUGCGCUUCCAGAGCUCUGCUGUCAUGGCUCUUCAGGAGGCUAGCGAGGCUUAUCUCGUUGGCCUGUUCGAGGACACUAACUUGUGCGCCAUCCACGCCAAGAGAGUCACCAUCAUGCCCAAGGACAUCCAGCUGGCUCGUCGUAUCCGUGGGGAGCGUGCUUAAAUGAUUUGAAGUCAACAUCCGGAAAUUCAAAGGCUCUUUUAAGAGCCACCUAAACAUGAAAAAGGCUGUUUUCCAAACUUAUUGGAUACAUGUGCAUAUGGUCUGGUCUUAUCGGAUAAAUAUGUGUAGCUUAUUAAUUGCAAAACAUAAUGCUAGCAUUAAUUAAUUAUCAAGUUAAUCACACAAUGAUGGUGAGUAUGUUUCGGAAUUCUGCCCAGUUAGACAGGCUGCCUUUGGUUAUGGUAAGAUGGUAAAUGAAACCAGCACAGCCGAAGAUUGCAUCAGGUCUACAUAUACGUAUACGUAUACGGUCUCUAGGUUUCAUAGCGUUCUGCUUGCAUAAAUUACC
Alosa sapidissima (American shad) is the source of this 763-nucleotide messenger RNA. RefSeq names its product histone H3. Gene Ontology annotation, molecular function: protein heterodimerization activity; structural constituent of chromatin; DNA binding. The record is from RefSeq and is a predicted model, not a curated record. Bases 4 to 414 code for a protein of 136 amino acids. The transcript has a single exon. Gene Ontology annotation, cellular component: nucleosome. NCBI's taxonomy places the organism in Eukaryota, Metazoa, Chordata, Actinopteri, Clupeiformes, Clupeidae.